AUGAUCAGCCGUGGCGGUAGAGCAUUUUCAUCUCCUGAAGUAGAAAGUCCUUCCCAUAGCCGUCAAAUGCCAACUGAUCAAGACAUUCCUUUCCAAGGAAUUGCUGCAAAUGUAAAGCUACUUCUGAAAUUAAUACACGAACAAAGCCAGGCCAGCGAUGGAGACCUUGAUGAUCGAAGGAAGCAAAGGGUGGCCGGCAUGAUUUCUAUCCUGGACGAUGUUAAAACCCGGAUCCAAAAACACUCUCCACCCGUUGGCAAAAUUAUAAAGGAGUUUAGGAGGUGCAACACAGAUCUCAGGCCACUCCGUGCCCCAAGGGACAAAAGAUCUGCUGAUGUUGUGAUUGAUGAGAAAGAGAAGUUGAGGAGAGACUUGCAUGCAAGCAGCGUAGCUAGGAAGAGCCUUGAAGCAAUGUGUUGUAGCUUGGGAAAGGAGAAGAAAAUUAUGGCCUCAGAACUUUCUAGAAAGGUUCAAGAAUUGAAUGGAAUGGAGGAACUCAUCAAUGACCUUAAAGCACAAAACGAGACAUUGUUGGCUAAAGUACAAGCUUGUGCUCAAGAGCACCAAUCAGAUAAUAAGUCUGGCGGAGAGACUCAUCAAGGGGGGCUCAAUGCUACCCUUCAAGAGCGAAACAAGGCACUUACGGAUCAACUUUUGAAGUCCCUUGAUGGGUAUAGAUCCUUGAAGAGAAAAUAUAUAGAUGCAAAAGAGGAAAAUAUAGGAAUUCAAACAACAAUGGAGGAAAUGGGGGUUGAAGUAGCAGCAGGACUUGGACGAAUACGUGGACUUAAGCAGCAGUUGGCCACAACAGAAGCGCAGAAAUCAGAUAUUGAAGAGGAAAUUUCAGCAUUGGAGUGUAUGUUCCAGAGUUUAAACAUGAAGAUUUCAAAGCACAUGCAAAAGAAAAGCACCAAAGACUGA
Messenger RNA from Durio zibethinus, 921 nucleotides. RefSeq names its product myosin heavy chain-like protein. The record is from RefSeq and is a predicted model, not a curated record. NCBI's taxonomy places the organism in Eukaryota, Viridiplantae, Streptophyta, Magnoliopsida, Malvales, Malvaceae.